UGGUAGAGGUUAGAGGGGCAAAUUUAAGCCAAACAAGUUCUUCCAUUCGUAAAAGUAAGAAAAGAAAAGAUUGUCUGGGACUCUGGGGCGAUGAUGGUGGGAAAUUCUUAAAAGCCUCCAACCCCCAACACCCUGUUAGGUAGCUGGCACAUCCAUGCAUUUAUACCUCCUCCUCCCCACCUGUCCUGUUUGUGGCCUGUAUAUAACCCUGUGGAUUCCCUAUAUGUCCCUCGUCCUCCUUCAGAAUCUCGAUGACUAACCAAACCCUAUAGGCAUCGAUGACAGAAACCAACGACCAAGGACGUGAUCCUAAGGGUAGAAGAAGGUGUUUCGUUGUUGGUGGGGUGAUUCUCCUCUUGCAGUUGCUGCUAUUCAUUAUUUUUCUUAUCCUAGCAUUGACAGUCUUCAAGCCUAAAGCGCCCCAAACCCAGCUGCUAUCAGCUACCCUCGAAGGCAUCUCUCCUCGCAUCUCAUUCCCUGUUGUUAAUAUCCAACUUAACAUCACCCUCAACCUAACGCUCCUCGUCAAGAAUCCUAACCAUGUCAGCUUCAAGCACGGGCCCGGAAAGAGCUACCUUCUAUAUCGAGGCGAUGAGGUGGGAGAUGCUGACCUGUACCCGGGCCUGAUACCCUCUAAGGGCACCGAGACACUUCCAUCCCGGCUUACUAUACAGGUGGAUCAGAUGGCAGCUGAUAUGUCAGCUUUAAUCAGCGAUGUUCUAGCCGGACAGAUUGUUCUGGAAACACGCACUAGAAUUCCAGGCAGGGCCACCUUCCUGAAGAUAUUCAAAAAGCAUGCCGUCGCUACAUCUGAUUGUCGAUUCACUAUUGAUAUUCCUUCCCUAAAGAUUCAAAGCCAGGAAUGCAAGAACAAGACUAAAUUUUGAUUAAAUCGACUAAAGCAUGCAUCCCCACCACGCUUCUUCAGUUUCGCCUUGCGCACCAUAUACGUAGGAAACAGUAAGCAAGCUGGUCGGUUAGUUCUUCUUUUCAUCAGUUUCAAUCGUUUCAGAGAAAGCAAAUCCAUUAUUAGGGUGCUGCGUAUAUUCUGUGUUUCUCUCAGCCACUUCUAGAGAGUAGGGAGUAGAGGCUGGAAAAACAUCUGUAUAUUGUAAUCAUCUGCAAACACAACUACUGCUAUUUUAUUUUCAUUUUUGCUACUAAUGGUUACGCAAUUCGAUGUCUCUCCACACAUUGAGCAGUUUGAACUAGUAUUUAGCAAUUAUUGUUA
Molecule: messenger RNA, 1231 nt
Organism: Populus euphratica (Euphrates poplar)
Lineage: Eukaryota; Viridiplantae; Streptophyta; Magnoliopsida; Malpighiales; Salicaceae
Exons: 1
Coding region: 279-887 (202 amino acids)
Biological process (GO): defense response to other organism
Source: RefSeq, a predicted model, not a curated record